AUGAAAUCCACCCUCGCCUUCCUCGCAGCAGGAGCAGCAGGAGCAGCAGCAACAGCAGCUGCUAUAACAGCAACAGCAACAACUCUCACCCUCAAGAAACGACCCUCCAAACAGCCUAGGCCCAUCCUCAUUCACCCAACGCGCACCCGCAAUCGCUGCAUUGGCAGUUUCAACAACAACAACAACAACAACAACAACAUCGCCAAUAAAACGAAAGACAACGAUACCUUCCACAUCCUCAAAGACCCAAUCCACCCAUAUCGCGACACAACCUGCCUUGUCACGUUCGACCUCUCUACAGGACAGACAUACCAGUUAGAUUUCCACCUCAGCACCAGCAAUAGCAAGACCAGCCUACGCUCAACAGGCUCGCAAACCCUUGAUGUUUUUUCCACAGUGGACUCUUCUUCUUCCACCCCAUCCAGAGACCGCCAUCUUGCGCGGUUGAUACUCAGAGAGGGAGGCACGGAGUGGGUUGGGAUGGGCGUGGGUAGUGGUGAACCGCCUAUCUUUGAAGUACAGGAAAAUAAAGCCAUCGUGUUGGAGUUUGUGGGCGUGGGGGAUGCAGUUGAGAUAUAUGAUAAUUGUUAA
Aspergillus campestris IBT 28561 is the source of this 591-nucleotide messenger RNA. RefSeq lists its product as uncharacterized. The transcript is spliced from 3 exons. The record is from RefSeq and is a predicted model, not a curated record. NCBI's taxonomy places the organism in Eukaryota, Fungi, Ascomycota, Eurotiomycetes, Eurotiales, Aspergillaceae. Bases 1 to 591 code for a protein of 196 amino acids.